AUGGCCGUGAACGCAUCCGUCGCGUUCGAUCUCCCUCCCCUACCAACCUACACCUUGACCACACGAGAGGAUCUGCUCGCUCCUAUCCCCGAUAAUAUUCUCUCGCUCAUAUUACCCGUUGUGGCUUACUGGGCCCUGUCGAUGAUCUAUCACUUCCUGGAUAUCAACAAUUACUUCGUCCAAUACCGGCUUCACACCCCCGCGGAAGUCCUGAAAAGAAACAAAGUCACCCGGUGGGAAGUUGUUCGGGAUGUUAUCUUACAGCAAGUGAUUCAAACUGUGGCCGGUCUUGCUUUUAUGUACUUUGAUGCGGAGGAAACUGCUGGAAAAGAGGAGUAUGAUGUGGCCGUGUGGGCGCAGCGGUUGCGCAUCGCCCAAAAGGCUGUUCCGUCAUUAUUGGCUCUUGUUGGGGUUGAUGCCGUUAGCCUAGGGAAAUCCGUGUCACAAGCUGGUUAUACCAUGUUGGCUGGAGCUCUGGCUGGUGGAUCUUACCCCGGUGUGACCCAAUACAUGACUCUCGGCGGAGCCGAGGUCGUGGUGCCCGCCUUCACAAGCUGGGAGGUUACAGUUGCUAGUUUCAUCUACUGGUAUUUUGUACCGGCGCUUCAGUUCAUGCUAGCGAUUUGUAUCGUGGAUACUUGGCAGUACUUCCUCCACCGGGCUAUGCAUAUGAACCGGUGGCUCUACGCGACUUUCCAUUCCCGCCAUCACCGUCUCUACGUUCCUUACGCCUUUGGUGCCCUCUACAAUCACCCGUUUGAGGGCUUCCUCUUGGAUACGGCCGGCACUGGUGUUGGAUUCCUACUCUCCGGCAUGACCACUCGCCAGGCCAUGUGGUUCUUCACAAUGUCAACUAUCAAGACUGUCGAUGACCACUGUGGUUACGCCUUCCCCUGGGAUCCAUUGCAGCAUUUUACAUCCAAUAAUGCCGCCUAUCACGACAUCCAUCACCAAAGCUGGGGUAUCAAAACCAACUUCUCCCAGCCUUUCUUCAUCUUCUGGGAUCGCCUUCUUGGCACUCAGUGGACUGGUGAAGUUAAGCUACGCUACGAGCGAGCUCGCGAAAAUGCCCAGAAACAGGUGGAUCUGGAUGUUGCCCAGGCGCUUGAAACAGCCGCACCUGUGACUAUGACAGUUACAGAGGAACAUGAACAUGAGCGGGUGGUGCUCUCGCCUGAGGGACCUGCGACCCGCACUCGGUUGCGCCGAAAGACCGUGGAUAGUCUCAAGGGUCCGAGUCAUGGCGUUCCUGGAAGUGUCCUGCACAAUUAA
Messenger RNA from Penicillium paradoxum, 1272 nucleotides. RefSeq names its product sphingosine hydroxylase (gene sur2). Bases 1 to 1272 code for a protein of 423 amino acids. The record is from RefSeq and is a predicted model, not a curated record. The transcript is spliced from 2 exons. Gene Ontology annotation, molecular function: iron ion binding; oxidoreductase activity. Lineage: Eukaryota; Fungi; Ascomycota; Eurotiomycetes; Eurotiales; Aspergillaceae. Gene Ontology annotation, biological process: lipid biosynthetic process.